AUGCCCCUUACUGAGGGACCACUAGCUGACGCCGUUCCCUCCGUCCCAGAUCCGUCGACCAAGGACACAGCUUUGCAGUCUCCCUCUGCGACUUCUGGUGAUUUCAACCACCAAGGCACUCCCCCAAGGUCGCCAUCAUCCAUCUCGAGCACCUCAACAGCCGACGACGCCGAACUCUCGUCGCCCGUCCUCCCGGCUCUUCCUGCUCCACAGCUUCCCGAGCGCGCUUUGGAAUUCCUGCGGGCACCUUCAGAAGCUCCAGAGGCUACGGAACCAGAGAACCGCUACGUCACCACCAGCUGGGGAUCACCUUAUCAACAAGGCGAGGCCAGGCACUUUCGCCAGGUGAGCUUCAGCAGCGAUCUCUCAGACGACGACGAGGAUAGCGAGCUAGCGCUUCCACACCAGCUUGCAGUGAACACUCGUUUCCUGCGUCCUGCGCCUCCGGCCCAGCCAUCUCCCGAGGCUGCCACGCCAUCGUCUCUGACAGGUAGUGCUGCCGUCCUCGCGAACCGUGCCCGUCGGCCUGUGCUUGGCAUCACCGAAGAUUGGAUUCGCACACACACGACCGAGGAUCCGGAGACUGAAUAUCGCCAUUGGUUGAGCGACACUGACGAGAGCGAGCACUCUUUACUGAGCGGCUCACGGACGCCAGUCGAAGCUUCUUGGCUGGAAGAGGCUGACCCUCGUACACCAAGAGCGCCUCUUAGUCUGUCGCUUCCAACAACCUCCGCCCAACAUCACCAGCGGGCUCGAUCGAGCAACGAGACAUUGCGACAGGCAAUAGGCAAUAGUGCUUUACCUCACACCAUGGACUCUCAAGAGUCAGAACAAGUCCUCCCGAUACCGGGGGACUUGUCCGUCCUGGAAUCUCCAAUGGAGUUCGCCGCGCCUGAGCUCCCCAUGACAGAGGUCGAACCAAUGCCAGAAGAAGCGGCACAGGAAAUAACUCGCCCCGCCACACCGCCUCGUCCAAUCAAGCAGUUACCGGCGCAGACGCCGAGACUUAAGAAGAAAGUGCCUUGGAGAGGCAAGAACAUCAUGGUCCUGCUUCCACGGGACGAGGAGCGAGGGCUUCCUGGUAAAGCCCCGAAGCCACUGAGUGCAGAGAAUGUCAGGACAAUGUUGCGUGAUUGGGAGGAACUCGGGUACAACGUUCGUGGCUUCGAUCUCGAUAUGGCCCAGCCAAACCUGGAUCCCAGCGAGGAGACAUCGCAAAGUCGUGGCCAGUGGCCAGCCCACGUCGACAUGGCGGAGGAGCGAGCCAAGCAAUCUUAUCAGGUGACAUUGCCGGACCUCGAUGCCUGGAAGCGAUACCAAGAUGACCUUGUGGAAGAGAAGCUGCGCAGAUUGGGUGUCUCGCUGGGUGGUGAUGAUGAACCGACGCCUCCACCUCAGUCGAUCUCGCCAGCCAUUUCAAAUCUGAGCCGCCAGGCCUCGUAUCAGUACCCGCCGCUGCCGUUCUCGCCUCCGCUGCCGACAGACUCGGCAGCCAGCAAUGGCCCGCAUAGUUUUCCAUUCCCAGCAGCAUUCUUGCCUGGCGCAGGAUCCUCUGCGGCACAGAGUCCUGCCAUCGCCUCGCCUGUGUCUUUCAACGGGCGACCCAUGCACGGCGGAAAGUUCAACCACAACCCUCGUGCGUCCAUUGCAAUCUCGCCGCAUGAGCUGCCGUUCUUCUCCGGCCAGCCAUCUCCAGCUUGGUCGCCACAGAUGUUUUUGCAAAAUCAGCUUGGUCGCAGCGGCUCUCCGUCUCUGCUCAACAUGAACUCAAUAAUGUCGCCAAGCUCUCCAUUCCAGCGCGAUGAAGCUUCACCGGCCAUGAAGCUGCACCAAAGGCACCAGUCGUUGCAGUAUCCCAUGCUACCUCACCAGCAACUCCACAGAGUGGACUCUGCUAGGGCAUCACCGCGGCUGCAUGACUUGCGCGAGGAGGAGGAAGAAAUUCAAAGCAAUCCAUACGAAGGCAAGAGCCCGUCGAAGACACCAGAGCCCCAGCACUUUAUUCGGCACAAUGCAAGCGAUAGCUUGCAGAAGGAAAUCGAUGAUGCCGAGUACCACCUUGAAGAGCAGUUUCGAUCCCAGCUGGAGGAGCCAGACUACAGCCCCCAUAAGGAGAGCAGUGGCGCGAAACAAGCCCAGCCACUUGACGCUGAAGCUCUGGACGGAGACGGGCAAGGCCACGCAAGAGGCCCGUCGGUACACUUUGGUAGUUUUGGCACUGAUUCUGACGAGGGUCCCAAGCUUCACCACCCUCAGCCUCACAGCCGUGGCCACUCGUUGUCACAGAAGCCGUUCUUCGACAAUGAAGAAGUUCGCGAUAGUGCAGACGAAGGCUUGGUCAACUCGAACGUCCUGGAGAAGCUUGAUUUGGAACUUGCAAAACACAAAUACGAGGUUGAGACCAACCCAAGCAACCCUGGCACACCACUAGAGGCUUUCAACCUUGUCAACAAGUUGCACGAGCGUACGGUCUCGACGACGAGCAACCCUUGGGCGAAUGAGACGUCUGGCAACAGUGUAAAGUCCUCUCGUCGGCCUAGCCACAGUAGCAAACCGUCCCUGUCGAAGCUCAAUGCUGGCGCAGCCGAGUUCAAGUUCAACCCUACCAGCAGCUUCACCCCAAGCACCUUCACCUUUGGCAGUAGCAACAACCAGGCUGUCUCCGCGUUUCCAACGUUCCAGCCUGGGGCCCCUGCUUUCGAACCCGGUGCUCCAGUGUUCAAGCCGAGUGCGCCUAGCUUCCAGCCGGGCGCAGCCGCGUUCCAGCCAGGUGCCCCUACCUUCAAGCCCGGCGCGCCAGCUUUCCUGCCCAGCGCAGCUCUCGCCCACGCGAGGGUCCCGUCUGUCACGACCUCUUCGAAACCCCAGAGCGAGAAGUCUGUACCUUUGUUCUCCCCGAGCACAAGCUCAUUCAACUUCUCUGCUAGCGCCGGCCCGUCGUUCAACCCCGGCGUGCCAGCGUUCAAUCCUGGUGCUGCUUCCUUUACUCCCACGGGCUCUUUCGCUCCUUCCAUCUCGAGCAACACUGCAUCCGGCACGGAUGGUGUGCGGACGCGGCCGACCUCGAUCUUUGGUACCAUCAAUCUUAAUGUCUCGGACAUCGCACAGCCUUCCAAGAAGACCAAGGCGGUCCCGAUCAUACGGCCACCGAGUAGACGGUCCAAAUCGCCGACGCCCACAAGGUCUACCUCUCCUUUGGAUGUUGAUGACCAAGAUGGGCGGCCCAUCGACGUAAGUAGACUCAGGAAGAAGUUCAGGGACAACAACGACGAUGGCGAUGACGUGCCUCUGUUCGCAGAGCCAACUCCCGAGCGCGAGCUUCAUCCUGAGUCGAUUCAGGGUGAGACAGCCGAGGAAGACACGAGCGACGCUGAACCGCGACGCUCCAUCGAAGAGGAGGUGUCGGACGCCGUCGAUCUGGGUAUCGAGGACAAAGCUGAAGAUGAAGAGGCUAUCCACCUGGGUGACACUACUCUGGCUUCUACAAUUCUCUCGGAGUCGACCGACGGCAAGCCGCAGUCCGAUGCAAACGACACAAAGGCAACUAGCCCGUCGGCCACUCCCGACCUUGAGAAGUCGACGUGGACGCCAUUCGAGUUCCGUAACGAGCGCGACAUCCAGGAUUUCAAUAGCGCCCGGCCCUUCGGCGACACGGAUCCUUUCGAGUCACUCCACGAGAAGAACCUGUCCGCUACUGCCCAGCCAUUUGUGCCUGGUAACUUCACGUUUGGCGCUUCUAACUCCGCCGAAGCACCAUUUGACCCCAUUAUGAAGACGGACACUGCGCACAUCACCCACGACAGCAAUGGUGUAUCUGAGGACGAAGUGGAAGAUGAUCGUGCCGGAUCACCAACUCCUGGCCCUGACUUCUUUGGAACCGCGCAGCGUACCCCAUCUCCUUUGCCGAAGAGAACAGCGUCGAUUGGUCUCUCGGCCUCGAGGUUUGCCUCGCCACCGCCCGCACCAGCAGCUAAGGGAUUGGGCGCUUCCAGAUUCGCCGAGUCACCUUCGCCUCCGCCUCGACCGUCAGGUCUGGCUGCCUCGCGCUUCGCCGAUACCUCUUCUCCAGUCUCAGAGGAGGCCGUACCAGCGGAGCCAGCUACAGACUCAAUGCAGCGAUUCGAGUCGCUGCCAGUUCGACCUCCAUCAGUGGUCAGUGCUGGAGCUGAGGAGCGGCACUCUGCCCACACUGAGGAUGCCACCUUCGAGGAGAUUGAUGCUGUCAUGCAGUUCAUGAACGAGAACCCGGAUGUGGGCAUCAAUCACAUGGUUACCUCACCCGAAUGGCGCGAGCGCAGUCUUGAGCGGUCUGCUGCCAUCAGCCACUCGCCUCCACCUGUGCCACCCCAAAUUCCUUUCCGCAGCGACGCACCAAGCCCGAGCCCGCGGCAAUACCGUGGGCUGCCGCUGAUUGCGGGUCCGAUUGCAUCUGCGGAGCUGGACGAUCCCUUUGUUGAUCCUCCUCGCAGUGUGAUUUCGCAGACGUUCGAUGGUCACGCCCCUGUCCACCACCUGAACGCUGGUGGCAGCAUUCCAGACAGCGAGUGGGAUGAUGCUUUCAGUGCAGAUGAGCAGGACAAACUUGAACACCGGUCGCACUUCUUCGACAGCCACGUCGCUGAGCUGGUUGGCAACUUGCUCGCAAGCCGGCUCGGUCCUCUUGAGAAAUCUCUUGGGCUUAUUGAGAACGCGAUUGGCAGGGAUCAUUCCGUGCGUCGCAGUCGGCGUAGUGUCUCAGCUGAGGUGCAGGAGAGCGAUGCGGAUGACGAGGACGACGAAAUGCCUGCUCGUCGCUCUCUGAGCCCUCGUCGUGACAAGAAGAUGGACCAGAUCAGACUUGCUGUUACCGAAGUGUUCAAUGCUCAAAUGGCCUCAAGAGCGCUCCAGCCGGCCCAGCUUGAAGUUGCGCCGGAGGCGGCCAAGGAGGAAUCGGAAGUCCUCAAAGCCAUCACUGAAAUGAAGCAGCAAAUAUCCGAGCCCCUUCGGCUCGACUUCAAGAGUGACGAUCUUCGAUCUAUCGUUGAAGAGGCUGUUACCAACCGCCUGCCUCCGCCAGCACCUACUGUCAUCAAGGACGAUGAGGAAGCGAACACUGCUCUCGCAGAGAUGCAGGCAAAGAUGCACGACUUGAGCCAGAGACUCCGAGACGAAGAGGAGCGCAGCGAACGUGAACGUGCUCGCGUCCAAGAGCUUGAGGACAAGCUGAGGGCUGAGGAAAGCGCGAGGGAGGCGGAGACUUCGACCAGACGCGCAGCGGAGGACCGCGCCGCCGAGAUCAAGAGACAGCUCGACCAGGCCGAGACCAAGGUUGAGGUCGAGAUCAUGAACAGAAGCGUGUACGAUCAGCGAGUGCAUGACCUUGAAGAACGCCUGCGAGCUCAGGAACACCGCAACGAGCAAGAGUUGACCGGCCGCCGCGAAGCCGAGGACAGACUCUCGGAGAUCCAGCGUCUCCUUCGCAUUUCGUCAGAGGAGGAAGACAGAUUGCGCUCAGUUCUCGAAGAGCGGAACCAGAAGAUCAAGGCGAUUGAGCAAACUUCUGGUAAGACCAGCAUGCGGCUCACCCUGCUCGAGGGUGCUCAGAAGAACGCCGAACGCACCGAGAACGAGCUCAAGAACCGCCUCAACAUUACGGAGAGUGAACUCCGCGAUGCCCGCCAGGAAGCUCGCCACUGGCGCGCAGAAGCAGAGCAGGAGAGACAAAUGUCGAUCCGCCAUGCUGAGGAGCACGCGCAAGCUGUCACCGAGACCAAGCACAUGCACAAGCUCAUCGACACGCUUGGAGUCCAGCUCGAGGAGAAUGAGAAGAUCCGGGACAACUGGCGUGCCAAGUUUGUUGCCCUGCAAGACGAUAUGGCUCAUGCUGCCCGUGAGAUCACCGAGGAGAACUCGCGCCGUGCCAAGGAGAAGCAGAGUAUCGUGGCUCGUAUGGAGGUUCUCGAUGCUAGACUGCAGGCUGAGGCGCGCACCCGCGAGCGCCUCGAGGUUGAGGUUGAGCGCCUCGAGGGAGGCGAGAGAGCUGGCAUGAGAGCCGUGAGUGAGUGCAAGCGUCUGGAGACGCUGCUGUCUGAACUGCGGAACGAGAACCACAACCUACACCAGAACGUCCUCCAUCUGCAGCGGGAAGUGCAAGAGGCCCGUGACUCUGGUGCAUCAGAAGUCCAGCGUACCCGGAUCGCGCUUCAGGCAGAACUCGACACUGCCAACCACCAGGUCAACGUCGUUCGUGCGGAGCUCGAUGAUGAAGCCAGCAGACUGCGCAGCCAGCUCGACCAAGUCAAGCUGGAUGCCGACACUGCAAAGGCUCACCACGAGAUGAUGCUCGAAGAGGCACAGACUAGCAAGAAGACAGACCUCGAUCAGCUAUUGGCCAAACACCAGAUGGAGCUCGAAGAUCUCCAAGCUAAGCACGAGCGACAGAUCAACAACGCCACAGAGGAUGCACAGCAGACCGAGCAGAAUCUCUUGGAGCGUCUCAGCUUGUCCAAAUCCAAGACCGAGCACCUCCAGGACCGCAUCUCGCACCUUGAGGAGAAGGUCCAGGUUGCUCAAGAGGCUGCUCGUGCUGCUGCACAAGCUGCGGCGCUGGCCAAGUCCACGCCAUCCGCAAUUUCCGCCCCAGCUCAACCAGGCCCUGUCGGUCAGACUAAGCAGCUCGCCGAAGCCAUGCAGCUGCCUGAGAAGAUCUCUCCCCAGGCACUGCGCGAGUCAAUCAUGGUGUUGCAGGAGCAGCUGCAAGCCCGUGAGCAGCGCAUCGAGGAACUCGAGCAGGAAGUAGAGAAGCUCGAUCCUGAGGCUGCAACCAAGAUUUCCAAGCGUGAUGAUGAGAUCACCUGGCUCCGGGAAUUGCUCGCCGUCAGGCAUGGCGACCUCCAGGAUAUUAUCCAGGCCUUGUCUGCCGAACGCUUCAACCGCGAGGCCGUCAAGGACGCGACAAUCCGUCUGAAGGCAAACCUUCAAAUGGAAGAGCAAGAGCGUGAAAGAGCCAUGAACGGAGGCUCAGCCAUCAACCUGCCCAGUCUUGCCGCGACUCUCCGUGACGCGGCCACUCCGCGCGUAGCCCAAGCCGUUGGUCCUUUGGCCGCGGCGUGGGGUAGCUGGCGCAAGGCCAGCCAGCAGCAGCCAUCUCGCAACAGCAGCUUUUCCGGGGCUCGUCCAAGCAGUGGCGUUGGGCGCAACGCGACGCCGUCCAAGUCUCGCUCCGACUCUCAAAGCAGUCUGCUCUCUGGGCUGAUGACCCCGCCUGCGUCCAAUGUCCGGCAAACACCACCAGCCCCGGAUGCUCAACCGACAGCUUUCGGCAGCACUGGGCGACGCCUGACAGCCGAGCAGUUUGCCAGCCGCAGUCGUGGUCCUUCCAUGACCUCGAGACAAGCUGAGAAGAUGCCAAUGGUCAACACGCCUCCUCCUCGUGCCCAUGGCCCACCUGUUACACCACCGAUGAUGCAGUCGACCACGUACGAUCAGGAUGCCCAGGUGGAAGACUUUGACGAUGCAGCAUUCUUUGACGACUAA
Messenger RNA from Microdochium trichocladiopsis, 7515 nucleotides. RefSeq lists its product as uncharacterized. Lineage: Eukaryota; Fungi; Ascomycota; Sordariomycetes; Xylariales; Microdochiaceae. Gene Ontology annotation, cellular component: cytoskeleton. The record is from RefSeq and is a predicted model, not a curated record. The coding region runs from base 1 to 7515 and encodes 2504 amino acids. The transcript has 2 exons.